GGCCUAUUGGAAGCACUAACAUCAUACUCUUGCUGCUCUGGAGCAGCAAAUUGCCAGGCUACUCAAGGCCAUGAUUCUACUGAUCGUGCUCGGACAUCUCGAUGCCUGCGUGUUCUGGUGCAUAGAGCGAUACCUACCGGCGGGCAGCCGGUGGAUCGACCAGAAAAACCUCGUCACCGACCCAGAAACGCUCGAGCCUGUGACGAUGGCCAGCCAGUACUUUGUGUCGAUCAUAGGCUCGCUGGAGUCGCUGGUUUUGGAUCUCCGCCAAGUCAGCGAGCCAAGGGAAUACGUCGCUGUCUUGUUUGAAUUCAUGUUUGGCAUCCUCGCCUAUGGAACGGUCUUUGGAACGAUCACGAACGUGUUGCAUAUGGCCGACAGCGCUGCCACCAUGGCACAGCAAGAGGAGCAGCACAAGUACGAGAUCAAGGGCAUGAAGGAAUACAUGUGGGACAAAGGAAUCAGACCGGAGCUACAGGAGAAGGUGCUUUCGUACAAAGAGCUCCAGUGGCGCCGCAUCCAAGGCUUGAACGAGUGUGACCUCUUUGCGGAUCUGCCAAAGAACCUCCAGCAGCAGAUCCAGGACUCGCUCUACUUGGAUCUCGUCAAGCAAGUGCCGCUCUUCCAAGAAAUGGAUCCGGCGAUCCUGAGCAUGAUUGCCUACUGCAUCACGCCUCUCGUGGUGAUGGACAAGUGGUUUGUAUAUGAAGCAGGCGAUGAAGCUGCAGAAAUGUACUUUAUCAAGGCUGGAAGCAUCGAGAUUCUCGCCGGAGACACGUGCAUUGGUCUCCUCGAGCCGGGCAACUUUUUCGGUGAAACGGCACUCUGGGGCGGAGAAGAGACUGGACGGAGCGCACGACGGAUAACUUCUGCGAGGGCUGUCAGCGGUGACGUCGAGCUCUGUGUGCUUGCCAACGAGGACUUUGAAAUCUUGCAAGAAAGCUUCCCCGAGCUGAAGAAGCGCAUUCAGGAUCUGAUCGACGUGCGCGACCGACGGGCGCAGGAGAAGCUGGAGGAAGACCGUCUCCGGGCCGAAUCGGAGCAGCUCAUGGCUUCACACUCGCCUCUCAAGCACCAGAAGACCAAGAAGCCCCGGCCGCUGACCGAUAUCCUCAAGCGCAUCAAUCCCGGCGGCAGCACCGACCAGCUGCACCAGAACAGCGGAGUCCACACCAGCUCGCCGGUAUCGCCCGUGUCCCACGACUUCCAGUCGAUCAUGCACCUGGGCAGUCCACUCGCCAGCGUCUCCGAGCCCCAGAGCGAUGCACAAACCAGCCACGGACACAACUCCCCUUCGCAGAGCGGCGGCACCAUCGCAGGACAGCCAGUAUCAUCGAUGCCACCAAUACCCUAUCCAGCCUAUGCCCAAACUUCGGCCGGGCGCGAGUCAAUCGCCAGCUCGUCAGCAAAGGAACGCGAGCUUGCUCUGUCGCGAGAGCAGCUGGCAUCGCGGGAGCAUCCGAUAGCACGAGAGAACACCGCAACAGGGCGAUCACUGCGGACAAGAACGCAAAGCCUCAUCGGCCCAAGGCAUGCCGGAGAUCGUUCCAAGUGAAUGUCGCAGGCGGCCAGUGCCCCACAGUAGAGCAUCGAACGCAACUGAGUGUGUAAUGAGCACCAGCGAUAGUUGAGCAUUCUGUCCGGCAACUGUCGCCCAUGGUGCUGGAGAAGCCUUUGGCAAUAUUGUAUCAAGUCAUUCAGUGUGCCAUUUAAGGCGCAGGAUCCAGGAAGUUGGUUUGAAUCGAGAGCCGAGCGCGCUAUCCCGAUGAGCCGAGUCGAAUAAAAUGUGUCUGGGCAAGCA
This is a messenger RNA of Polychytrium aggregatum, 1801 nucleotides long. RefSeq names its product cyclic nucleotide-binding-like protein. The transcript has 7 exons. Bases 71 to 1555 code for a protein of 494 amino acids. NCBI's taxonomy places the organism in Eukaryota, Fungi, Chytridiomycota, Chytridiomycetes, Polychytriales. The record is from RefSeq and is a predicted model, not a curated record. Gene Ontology annotation, molecular function: protein-containing complex binding.